AUGGAGGGUCCGUCCGAAGGGCUGCGAAAAGGUGCAUGGACUGCUGAAGAAGAUGGUCUAUUGAGGAAAUGCAUUGAUAAGUAUGGAGAAGGCAAAUGGCAUCAAGUUCCUUUAAGAGCUGGGCUAAACCGGUGCAGAAAGAGUUGUAGACUAAGAUGGUUGAACUACUUGAAACCAAGUAUCAAGCGAGGAAAACUUAGCUCUGACGAAGUUGAUCUUCUUCUUCGACUUCACAAGCUUCUAGGAAACAGAUGGUCCUUGAUUGCUGGAAGAUUGCCUGGUCGGACCGCUAAUGAUGUCAAGAAUUACUGGAACACCCACUUGAGUAAGAAGCAUGAACCUUAUUGUAAGACCAAGAUUAAAAAGAGGAACAUUCCUUGUUCUCCUACCACAUUACUGGCCCAAAAAAUCGAAGUUGUAAAGCCUCGACCCCGAUCCUUCACAAUGAACAACGGCUGCAGCCAUUUCAAUGGCCGGCCAGAAGUUCAUGACGUUACUCCUCCAUGCCUUGGACUCAAUAACUCGCCCACCACAUCUAGGAAAGAUGAGGAGCUUGUGAAUCAUCUAAUGGAUGGUGAGAAUAUGUGGUGGGAGAGUUUGCUCGAAGAGAGCCAAGAAACAGAUGCUCUCGGUGUAGUAGCUACAGCAACAGAAAAGGGAGCAAACUCCGCACUUGACGUUGAACGACUUUGGAGUUUGUUAGAUGGAGAGACUCUGGAACUUCACUAG
This is a messenger RNA of Microthlaspi erraticum, 729 nucleotides long. Lineage: Eukaryota; Viridiplantae; Streptophyta; Magnoliopsida; Brassicales; Brassicaceae. The record is from the annotation of a GenBank genome assembly.